AUGACAUCUUCAGCCUGGCGUCCAGUGGUAGCCAUCGCCGGCGCCACCGGCCAUCUCGGCCAGCACAUCGCCUCCGCAUUCCUAUCCUCACCACUCCGCGAUAACUUCUCCGAAGUGAUCCUCCUCUCGCGACAGGGCGCCGUACCCGCCGAAUUCCUCGAGUCCAAUCGUAACGCUCACAUCGUCAUCCGGAAAUACAAUGACCACGACCUCGCCGACGCUCUCCGGGGCGUACAAAUCCUCGUAAACGCCGUCGGGCCCGCCGGGCACUCGUUCAAAGAAAAGCUCCUGCGCGCAUUGCCCCAGACAGAUGUCCAGGUGUACUUCCCGUCAGAGUUCGGGGUGGACCACUACGUGCACGAUUUUUCGCAUCUAGAAUGGGACCAGAAGAAGAGACAUCUCGCGUUGGCGAGGGAGCUGGUUCCCGACGUGAAGGUCUGUCGGGUCUUUUGUGGAUUGUUUCUCGAAGAUAGUAUCGGGCCGUGGUUUGGGUUUGAUACGAAAAACGGACGGUAUGAGAGUGUGGGAUCCGCGGGGUCGCUUGUUUCGUUUACCUCGUUGGACGAUGUCGGCAGGGCGGUUGCCUCUUUGUGCUCGUUGCCAAAGGAGAGGAUUCCGGAAGUGGCUCAUCUGGCGGGCGAUACGCGGUCGAUUGCAGGUAUUGCGGAGAUAAUGCGAGGUGCAGGGGCAGGGAGGCUGGAGGUGACGGAAAUUCCGUUGCAGAAGUAUAAGGAAAAGACGACGGCGGAGGUAUCGUGGGAUCCCGCUGAUUAUCUGCGCUUUUUGAUGGGGGAGAACCGCAUCAAUCAUACUUCGACAGGACUGGGGAAUGCGAACAAGUUGGUCAACCCGGAAGAAAAGCAAUGGAGAUGGACUUCUUUGCGUGAUUUGGCGAAGGAGACCGAGGGGAGGCCGUGGAAGGAUUUCGCAUGGCCGCCAAAAUAA
Molecule: messenger RNA, 945 nt
Organism: Aspergillus affinis
Lineage: Eukaryota; Fungi; Ascomycota; Eurotiomycetes; Eurotiales; Aspergillaceae
Product: isoflavone reductase family protein
Exons: 1
Coding region: 1-945 (314 amino acids)
Source: RefSeq, a predicted model, not a curated record